Molecule: messenger RNA, 1611 nt
Organism: Phodopus roborovskii (desert hamster)
Lineage: Eukaryota; Metazoa; Chordata; Mammalia; Rodentia; Cricetidae
Gene: Slc67a1
Product: solute carrier family 22 member 18
Exons: 11
Coding region: 330-1550 (406 amino acids)
Biological process (GO): transmembrane transport
Molecular function (GO): transmembrane transporter activity
Source: RefSeq, a predicted model, not a curated record
UGUGGUGGGUUUCUGCAGCCUCUUGGUAGAGGAUCUGGGAUCCACACUUCCAACACAUCUUCCAUCCUAUAUCUUGCACUGGAAUCUACCCCAAAUAUACUGCACACACCUGGAAACAGAGCCCUGGAUCUGAUCGGUCGGUUCGGACUCCCACAGACCUGCCUGUUUUGAGGCACAGGCCACCCCUUCCAACCUGGUGAGUCAGCACCCAGCCAGAAUCAACAGGACUUUUGCCCCUUGCCUGCUGCAAGGCUUACUCUGCUCUGGCUGAAGUCCCUCCAGGGUUCCAGAUCCCACCUGCCCAGAUAUCUGGCCAGCUCCCUGGCAGCAUGGGUGCUCUACGCCGGCAAGGGAUUAUCAUACUCACAUACGUGCUGACUGCCUCGGAGUUAACUUGUCUCUUCAUGCAAUUCUCUAUUUUACCAUAUCUGUCUCGGACACUGGGCCUAGAUUCUGUUGCCUUUGGCUACCUUCAGACAACCUUUGGAGUGCUUCAGCUGCUGGGUGGGCCUGUGUUUGGCAGGUUCGCAGACCAAUGCGGGGCACAGGCAGCACUCUCGCUCUCCUUCGUGGCAGCCUCGGCCCUGUACCUGCUCCUGGUGGCCUCCUGUAUCCCAUCCCUGCCUGGUGUCUUCCUGCUUUUUGCCUCACGCCUACCCACAGCACUCAUGCACACUCUUCCAGCUGCCCAGAUGGUCAUCACAGAUCUGACAGCUCCCGCAGAACGGCCUGCGGCCCUGGGUCGACUGGGUCUCUGCUUCGGCGUCGGAAUCAUCUUAGGCUCCCUGCUUGGCGGGACCCUUAGCACCACGUACGGGAUCCAGUGUCCUGCCAUCGUGGCUCUUGUGGUCACACUCCUAGGAGCUGUCCUCAGCUUUACCUGUGUCCCUGCUACCACCAAGGAGGCCGGUGUCCAGUCAGCCCAUCAGGGUGGAACCAAGGCCAGUGUGUUUGACCUGAAGGCCAUCACCCGCCUGCUGCUGCUGCCUAGUGUGCUGCCGGUAUUCCUGGUCAAGGUCAUCUCUGGCUUACCUUUAGGGCUCUUCUUGGUCAUGUUCUCCAUCAUCUCCAUGGACUUCUUCCAGCUAGAGGCUGCACAGGCUGGCUACCUCAUGUCCUUCUUCGGGGUCCUCCAGAUGGUGAUCCAAGGCGUGGUCAUUGGGAGACUGAGCACCCGUUUCCCAGAGGAAGUCCUGCUGCGAUCCAGUGUGCUGAUCUUUGCUGUUGUGGGACUGGGCAUGGCGCUGAUGUCCAAUGUUCUCCACUUCUGCUUUCUGAUGCCUGGCCUGGUAUUCAGUCUCUGUACCCUCAACGUGGUCACCGACAGCAUGCUGACCAAGGCUGUGUCUGCUUCAGACACAGGGACCAUGCUGGGCCUCGCUGCCUCUGUGCACCCACUGACUCGCACUAUAGGACCCACCCUGGGCGGCCUGUUGUACAGCAGCUAUGGUGUCUCCAUCUUUGGCCAGGUGCAGCUUGCAGUGAAUUUGCUUGUCCUAUUGGUCCUCUGGAGGAAGCCGUUGUCCCAGAAGAAAGGCAAAGCCCAGUGACCAUAUAGCCCAAUGACCUCACCCAGUCAGGCAAUAAACUUCCAAAUCUCUUCCUCCUAAA